CGGCAGCCAAAGCGGGAGGCGGGCACACGGGUGGGUGGUCGCUGAGAGAGUAAGGGCAGCGGAUGGUGCAGCGAGGUCGCCAUGCACAGGAAUUCCUAAACAAAAAUGAGUGAAGAGAACAGUGUUACUUCACAAUUUGAAGAAUAUGAAGACGACUUUGAGAAAGAUCUUGAUUGGCUAAUCAAUGAAGAAACAAAAAAUAGUGAUGAAGAGCCAGAGGUAUAUGAAGAAAGUGAAAACAUUGAUGCCAAAAUUAAUAAAGAGCUGGAUGAUGAAGAAAGAGAAGAAAAUAAAAAUUCCAUAGAUGAGAAACAAUCUGCAAGCUUUGUAGAAAAACCAUGUGAACGGAACAAAGAUUUAAUAAACCAUGCAGAGAUCGCUAGGGGAGAAGAAAAUGUUAUUGUCAAUCAACCUGAUCCUAUAUCAGGAUCAGAUAGUGAGGGUUCGUUUCAUGAAUUAAAGCAGGAUGAUCAGCAAGAAGCAGAAGAGCAAACAGAGGAAGUAAAACGCUAUAUGGUAGAAAAGAUUGAGCAAGCCAACAAGAAGUUGCAGGAUGAAGAUCCUAUAGAUCAAAAUCGAGAACGCAGAUUGAAGUUCAAAGACCAUUUGGUUGACUUGGAGGUCCCCCCUAUCCAUUUACUGGAGACAGAAAAGGGUAAUGGAGAGGUCACAGGUCAAAUGUCUGAAAUGUGCAUUUCAAGUGAUGCUCAAAAGGUCAAUGUUAAUCCAGGAAAUAAAGGUGAUGAAGACAAAAUCAAAGACAAAAAGGUGUUGAUGGAAAAAGAUGGAAAAUUUGAACUAGUGAGUUUACAGGAUUUUGGGAGUCAAGGUUUAUUACCUCAGAUUGCUGUAGCAUUCAGUGAAAAUGAAAGUAAACAAUCUCACUGCUGCAAUUCAGAUAAUCCUAAAGGAAACAACUUUUCAAGUAGUCAGACCAGUUUAUCUCCAAAUGAAAUUCUUCAUAUUCCCAAACCACCAGAUGAACCAAAGGAUCGAGCAACUUCUGCAGCUAAUAUAAAGAAUGGAGCUCAAAAGAUACUACCUAGAAGGGUCCAAUCUGCAAUAAUGUCUCCCAAACCAUCUCCCCAACCGAACAUCUCAAAGGAAAAGGAGUUGAAUUGGCAAACCCAAAAGACAGGUCAACUUAAGACUGAGGUGGGGGUAAGAAAAACUGAAGAAGAGAUGCAGAAGAAAGAAGAAAAUAAAAUGGCUUUUGGGAUCUGGCUUCAAAAGAAGAAGCAGCAGCGCCAAGAAGAAAGAAGAAUUCAAUGUGCGAAGGAACUAGAAAGAAAGAAUAGUAAGGAACAUCGAGAUCCGAAUGAAGCCUUCAAUCUCUGGCUAAAGAAAAAACGGGAACAGCAAAUUAAAGAGCAGCAAAUAGAAGCCAUGAGAAAAAGGGAACAAGAUUACAACUCAAAAGUUCACACAAGGGAAGAUUCUGAAAAAGCUUUUAAGCAGUGGCUAAAAAGAAAGAAAGCUGAGAAACGGGCAGAACAAUUGGCUGCAAAGGAGCGAUGCAGGAAGUUUCUGAUGGAAGCUAGAAAAGUUAAAAGAAUGCAGACUUUACUAUGCACCCUUAGUGAAUCUAAAUCAUUUCAGUUUGACAAUUAUGGUUACAGGUUCUAG
Molecule: messenger RNA, 1626 nt
Organism: Hemiscyllium ocellatum (epaulette shark)
Lineage: Eukaryota; Metazoa; Chordata; Chondrichthyes; Orectolobiformes; Hemiscylliidae
Gene: ccdc181
Product: coiled-coil domain containing 181
Exons: 6
Coding region: 106-1626 (506 amino acids)
Molecular function (GO): microtubule binding
Source: RefSeq, a predicted model, not a curated record